AGGAUCCACUGCCAGCCAGUAACUUUCGUGCCGAUGAUGUACUCUGUCGUGUGUCGUAAAGGUAGCAAACAUUCAGGCGCUGCAUAGUGGAAAACCCCCCACUCCAUUUUUUUCCUAUUGGAUUUUACAAGUUGACCAGCUACCCAGCAGGAAGAAAAAUCCCUGCAAUCCGGAAGUACAAAAUAUCCGAAAUUCAACUAUUUGUGUGCACAAGUGCCGUGGUAUCACGAGGAUAGUGUUCCAGCGUGCGAGUUUGCUGAUUGCGAAAGAAAAAGUGGAUUAAAUAUUCUUCACACCCCCAUCAUAUAUGAAAGAGGAUUAUGAAUGUGGACUAAAUCAAUUAAUAUCGAGGUGAUAGUAAUCUGCUUUCUAUCGAUCAUCCCAUGGCCUGGUCCGAGCGUGUUCAAAAUAUCCUGCUCCCGCGACAGUUCCCGAGUGGUGCGCAAAAUAGUCCAGUCCAAAUGGUUGCCCAUCCUGGAGAAGUACCAGGUCACACUACCGCUGGAAUGUCCCUUUCACCCGUUGCGCGACAUCUUCGGUCCGCAGCAGGCAGCCAAAAAGCAGAACCGCCCGAGCCAGUGGACCUGCGGUCUGUGUGGUAAGAGUUUCUUCGAAGAGAAACACCUCGAUAUGCACUUUGAAAACCGCCACAAAAGCAACAUCAACACGGCGGAGGACGCCGUCUGCCUGGCGGACUAUUGCGACAUGAUGCGCUGCGAGGUGUUGAUCGCCAAGGAUGCCACCCUGUCGUUCGGGGGCGAUCCUAACAUGAUGUCCACCGAUAUCGAGGUGUGGAACGAAGCAACUGCCUACCGGACGGCCCUAUCCACCGCCGGCCCAAGGGACUUGGCGAAGGUGCCAGUGAGGAAAUCUCUACUUCCAAAGAUCCUACAAACGAUCAAGAAUGACAUCCUAAGCGAACGGAAGUCGCCGAUUUCGGCACUCAGUGCAAAAGGCUUGUCCAACUGUGAAGUUCCGGCCAACAAACGGAAGUCCCGUGUGAGAGAGCACUCGGGAAGUGACGAUGACCAUGGGGUGGAAAUUGACGAUGAAGAGGAGGAGGACGAUGACGAGGAUGACGAAGACGAUGAGGACGAGGAGAAUGAAAACGAUAGCAAUGCGACAUCGCAGUGUGAGCAGAAUCUGGUGGAUUCUUCGCUACCGCCGGUUGAUCGCAAACAGCAGAAGCUGUCGGAGAUGCAACGAAUGAAAGCCAACUGCAAGGUGGAGGAGUUGGAUCAACUGAAAACGCGUUGUGAAAUUCUGGUACGGGACUGUAUCGUUGGGCUGCUGGUUCAGCUAUCCUUGGAGGAUUUUAAGAGCAUGGAGGAAGAGAUGAAUCGAGCCGUCUGUUGGUACCUGACAUGUGAGAGGUACUGGGAAGACGGACCUUUGGAUCAGCGGCCAUUCCCGUGGGGACUGGUGUUCGUCCUGGUGAUGGUCCUAUCGUUGGGCGUGUGCUUGUGCUACUAUAUCAUUUGGAUAUUGUUUGACGAAGACCAUAGUCCAAUGACCAGUAACCAGAUAACGGCUCAUCCGAGUCCAACGCAUGGACGGCACUACCUGCAGCCGCAGGCCAGCAUCUACCACUUGGCGGAUGGUGGCCAUUCGGCAACCAGCCUCAACAGUUUGGGCCAGAUGUCCAACAUGAACGUGACGCCCGUGGGCGUUUCCAGUGGAACGGAUCUACAGCAUACGCCGCAGAUCCACGCCACACAGGUACCGUACGGCGACGAAGGCGGCUACGGGUACGCUGCCGGAAGUGGAUCCAACGCUGUGGGGACCGACGGAGCAGCCAUCGUGGGAGCUACCAUGGCCGGAGCCGGCGGCGAGUUCAGCGAACUGGGCCAAAGCGAGCACUACAUCUACGUGACGUACCCGCCAGAACUGAAACGAAGACUACUCGAAAGCUGCUACAAUAGAACGACCCGUCUAUGAAAUUAGAUUGACACUGAAUGGUCUAGUAGAACCAAACAAAAAAAAACAAAGACAAAUAUAUAAAUAUAAAACAAAUCACCCUUUUAGGAACACCUACACAAACUUUAAGUAGCCCAAAAGGACUGUAAACUUUUGAAACAAUGGAAACUUACUGACUAUUGAUACCGAAUUUGUAGGACUAAAUUGUAACAAAAUCACUAUUUCACAAAAAACACGCAAACGUUUAUACCAUUUCCUAGUGAGUCGGUAAGAUGAGUCGAGAAGAUGAAAUCACGACAGUGGCUUUUGGAAACCUAUAGAUGCAAUGGGCUGCGCUAUUGUUUGUUUUAAAAAGCAUUAUACCUAGUAGAGUAAGAAUUCUUAAGUUUUAGCACAAAUUUGUUAUUUACUUGACAACUCCUAGAUCGCCUGGACACGUUAGAAUGUAGUACAAUACUUUGAUUUAGUUAAGAGACAUUUAGUAGAAAGCAUUCAUUCACUUCCACCAACACUUUAAAACCAUGACCAAGCCGAAAGGCAUUUAGGUUCCAUCUUUCUAUACGUAUACUAGCUGAAAUCCAACAACGCGAACUUCGAAUUAUCUUUCUACAACUAUAAAGUACAAACCAUGCGCUGAGAACGAACAAACAAACUAAUCGCGAAUGUCGACAGUCCUGCUUCAAGUAUUCAGUCACAUCAAAGUCGAUUCGCGAUCAUUUUUUCAACAUUCCUUUCAAAGCAUCACAUUUCGGCAGUGCUGUUAAAAUAUUAACGUUGAACCUUUCAAUAAAAAAUACUAAUACUUGUGACAUGAAUUACCAUGCUACAAGUGUUUGGAAAUGAGUUCCUGCUAAAAUCAAUGAGAAUAAGUCAGGAAUCAUUUCUACGACACUUUGUACAGCGGUGAUCGUACUACGCGUUCAGAUCAAGCUAAAAUGCAUGCUGCAACAAACAAGAAAACUAAAGGUUGAACCGAAAGAAUGGAUAAUCAAUUUUUCAAAUAUGUACCAUAUAAAGUAAAAUCUUAUGCGAGUAUGAGAAUAGUACAUUAAAUUUAAUAAAAAAAAAUAGUAUUGAUUUUUUCCUUAACAUUCUCAUUCUUUUGGACACGUUCGGAAACCAAGAAACCCAAACUACUAUUUUUCACUACAUUAAAAAAACUGAUGCUCUAUAGUGAAAUAGGUCCCGUAGUGUAGCAGAAACCAAGUUCUAGUAUUAUGAAAAGUUACUAAGCAUCGCGGCUGAUAACUGCCGGUUGGUGCAAAUAAGGUAAUUUGAACACAUGAAUAAACAGAAUUUAUAAAAUAGAAA
This is a messenger RNA of Aedes albopictus (Asian tiger mosquito), 3228 nucleotides long. RefSeq lists its product as uncharacterized. The record is from RefSeq and is a predicted model, not a curated record. Lineage: Eukaryota; Metazoa; Arthropoda; Insecta; Diptera; Culicidae. The transcript is spliced from 6 exons. Bases 325 to 1938 code for a protein of 537 amino acids.